GUGGCCGCCCCGGAGGGCAGCGCGGCUCCGAGCGCGGCAUCCCCUUGCCCUGCUGGGCUCUGAGCAGCGCCGUCUUCGAUUCUUCAGGGGGCUCAUCUCAAAGUGCAGCUUAAAAAAACUUUGCGAAUAGGGGAAGAAAAUGUCACAUAAAAGCUCUAAAGUAAUCAAGAAAGUAAACAUUUCUAGCUCCUUGGAAUCUGAGGAUAUCAGCUUGGAAACCACAGUACCAACUGAUGAUGUUUCUUCCUCUGAAGAGAGAGAAGGUGCUGUAAAAAUCACUAAGCAGCUGAUUGAACGGAAGGAGUUGCUCCAUAAUCUUCAGCUUCUUAAAAUAGAAUUAUCGCAGAAAAACUUGAUGAUUGACAACUUGAAAGUUGAAUAUUUGACCAAGAUUGAGGAGCUAGAGGAGAAGCUUAAUGAUGCAACCCAUCAAAAGCAGCUGUUGUCUUUACGACUGGAUAGUCAGUUGGCAUUACAGCAAGAAGAUGCCAGGAAACAUCAAGCUCUAAUGAAGCAAGAAAUGGAAACUAUUUUAUUGAGACAGAAGCAACUGGAGGAAACAAAUCAUCAGUUGAGAGAGAGGGCUGGAGAUAUCCGUCGUAGCUUGCGAGACUUGGAAUUAACAGAUGAAUGCUAUGAGAAGCUAAAGUCUCUUCCUGAAGAUCAGCUUUCUAUUCCUGAAUAUGUUUCAAUCCGAUUCUAUGAAGUGGUCCAUUCCUUAAGAAGAGAGCUAAGUGAUCUACAGAUGAAAAAGGAGAGUCUAACAGAAGAACUAAGUGGGUACAGAUCCCAGCUGAAGUGUCUGGCAGAGAGCUAUGAAGAUGAGAGGAGGAGUCGGUCAGAGCUUGAGGUCAGAUGCCAGCGUUUAACACUGGAACUGGCUGAUACUAAGCAGUUGAUUCAGCAGGGUGAUUACAGACAACAGAACUAUGAUAAAGUAAAAUGUGAACGUGAUGUAUUUGAGCAUGAAUUGUCAGAACUCAGAAGAAACUAUGAAAUACUGGAGGUGUCAUACAAGGCACAAAUGAAAGAAAGAAAUGACUUAGCAAAAGAGCUGGCAACCGUACAACAAUCCCUCAACUUGUUGCAAAAAGAUAAAGAUUAUCUUAAUCGCCAGAACAUGGAGCUUAGUGUUCGCUGUGCACAUGAGGAAGAUCGUCUUGAGAGACUACAGAUUCAGCUAGAAGAUGCCAAAAAAGCUAGGGAAGAAAUGUAUGAAAAAUAUGUGGCAUCCAGAGACCACUAUAAAGCAGAAUAUGAAAAGAGACUCCAUGAAGAGUUGGAACAAAUAAGGCUGAAAACAAAUCAAGAAAUUGAGCAACUAAGAAACACCUCAAAAGAGAUGUAUGAACGUGAAAACAGAAAUUUGAGAGAAGCAAGAGAUAAUGCUGUUGCUGAAAAAGAGAGAGCAGUUAUUGCUGAAAAGGAUUCUUUAAGAAAAUACGAUCAACUCUUAGAACAGUAUAGACAAAUGCAGCUUGGCACAGAAAGCAAAGUAGCUGAACUUCUUCACCAAAGUAAGUUAAAGUCCUUUGAAACAGAACAUGUUCAACUCAUGCAACAAGAAACAGCUAAGAAUCUUUCACAGUGCCAAAUGGAAUGUGAAAAAUACCAGAGAAAGCUGGAGGUGCUUACAAAGGAAUUUUAUAGUCUUCAGUCUUCUAGUGAAACCCGCAUUAUUGAGCUUCAAACACAGAAUUCUGAGUUUCAAGCAAGACUAGAUACUUAUGAAAAACUUGAAAAAGAGCUUGAUGAGAUAAUACUGCAGACAGCAGAAAUGGAAGAUGAAGUUGAAGCUGAAAGGGUUCUCUUCUCAUAUGGAUAUGGCGCUAAUGUUCCUACAACAGCCAAAAGACGACUAAAGCAAAGUGUUCACUUGGCAAGAAGAUUAUUGCAGCUAGAAAAGCAAAACUCGAUGCUUGUAAAAGAUCUGGAACAUCAGAAGGAACAAGUAACACAGAUUUCACAAGAGCUUGACAGAGCAAAUUCUUUGUUGAACCAAGCACAACAGCCUUACAAAUACCUCAUUGAAACUGUGCAACAGAGAGAAUCUCAAAUAAGCCUACAGAAAGAACAUAUUGCACAACUUGAAAAAGAUGUCAGUCUUUUAAAUAAAGAAAAGACAGCUUUACUGCGUGUCAAGAAUCAAAUGACAGCAGAUUUGGAGAGACUUCUAAAUGACCGUGAGGAACUAGCCACAAUGAAGCAGAUUAUUAUUACUCUACAUGGUAAACGCUAUGAACAAAAUCUACCUCAGUCUCAUAUUGAUGUAAAAAGGGCAACUGGAAGAAGAUCAAACCCUUUGGUAAAACUGCUGCCAGAACAUGAAGAAGAAAAUAUAUUUACACCUAAGCCAACAUUAUUUACAAAUAAAGAGGCACCUGUAUGGUACAAAAAACUGCAGAAGAAAACAUCACCAUAGGAUUUUUCCAAAGUUAUUCAAAACAAUUCUUUAGGGAGCUUUUCAUUAAAGAAAGUUAUUUUCACCAUAAUGAUACCCAUUUUACAUUUAGUUAAAACCCUUUUUGGU
Messenger RNA from Sturnus vulgaris (Common starling), 2530 nucleotides. RefSeq names its product progesterone immunomodulatory binding factor 1 (gene PIBF1). Gene Ontology annotation, cellular component: microtubule organizing center. Gene Ontology annotation, biological process: cilium assembly. The record is from RefSeq and is a predicted model, not a curated record. NCBI's taxonomy places the organism in Eukaryota, Metazoa, Chordata, Aves, Passeriformes, Sturnidae.